AUGGAUUUAGAAGAACAAUAGAGAAUAUUAUCACCUAAUCAUCAACUUUUAAUUAAUGAAAUAUUGUAAACUCAUUAAUUUCAAUCAGUUUAUAAAAUGUGUCAUAAAAUUGAUAAUAGUCUAUUCAAGAAUUGUAGUUAACCAUUAAUGAAUAUAAAAAAUUAGAUUUAGAAGAUAUAGAAACAUAAUUAUAGCUUUUAGGAUGUUAAAUAAUAAAAAGUAUUAAACAUUAUGAAUGAGUAAUUGAAGACUGAAAAUAUUAGAUAAGAAAUGAUAGAUUUGAUUUUAGAAAAAAAACCAUUCCCUAAAAUAUUUUAGUUUAUAGAAUUAAAUAAUAUGAAUCAGUUUGAAAUCAUCUACUGCGAGAAAUUAUAAAAAUAUUUAAUUGAAGCACAAUUUCAUCAUCAAUAUAUAAAUAUUGCCAGUUUUUAAUUUGAUAGUAAGUAAUAAAUUAAUUCAAAUUGCAAUGACAAAGAAAUAAUAAUUGAAACUAUAGAAUUACUUAAUUAAAAUAUGCAUCAAAUUAUUAAUCUUCAAAUUAUGAAGAUAAAUGACUAUUAUUGGAUUAGAAAUAUAUUUUAAAAAUAAUAAUCAAAAUAAUUCAAAGGAUUAAAUGAAAUUAUUAGUUAAAAAAUGGAAUAUUUAUAUGAAUCAAUUCAAAAUCACUUAAUAGUAUUAUAAAAUAAUAGAAAUAGAUAAAUAAAAUAACCCUUUAUUAUUUAUGAAAUUAUGAAAAUCUUACUUUACUUUGCUAAUCAAAAAGAUAUGAUUAUUCCUGAUCUUUUACUAAAUUUGGGUUAUAAAUCUAAAUAUGAUUAAUUCAAUUUCAAAUAUAGGUAAAUCAUAUGUCAUUCUAAUCUAACAUUUUUAAAUUAAUUAAUUGAAUUACCAGAAUUAAAAGAUAUUGUUCAUAUAUUAAAUAUUCCUGAUAAUAUGUAAGGUGAGUAAUAACAUAAGGAAUAUUAAGAAUAUUAUAUACAUGAAAUAUACUCCUUUUUUAGAUUUAUUAAGUAUAUAACAAUUGACGAAGUUAUUUUAACUUAAUUAUAAAUAUUAUUUAAGAAAUUAAAUGAUUAUAGAGAAAAAUUAACAAUCAUAUAUGAUAAUUAAUAAUUCAAAGGAUUAAUAUCUCGUUUAAAAUUACUUUAUAAAUCAGAAAUUAAUAGUUAAUAAUAACCUGAUAAUGAAAAAUUUAAUAAAACAUAAAUUAAUUAUAUUUUGAUUGUUUAAUUACUUUCAGAAAUCAAAAUAUUUACAUUAACUACUUAAAAUAAUAAAAUUGAUGAUGAAUAAAUAUAAAAGAUGUAAAAUUAUAAUGAUGCAAGUGAUUUUGAUGAUGAUAAUGAAGAAUUUAAAAUAUUUUAGUAAGAAAUUUAAAAAACUGUUUGGAGUCCUAAAGAUUAUAAAUAUGUUAACAUCUUUAAAUACUUUAUUAAUUAGAUGAAUUUGUAUAAAAUACCAUUUCCUACUCUUCUUACUAUUGUUUAAUUUUAUAAUUAUAAAUUUACAAUUAAUUGUAUUAAGACAACUUAAGAAGAAUUACAUAAAAAUUAAUAAUACAUUCGAUUUUUAUUUAGAUUAUUGGCUAAACAUUUUAAAAGAGAUUAGAAGAUAUCUUUAAGAGAAUAACUUGUAAAUUUAUAAGUAGAUAAAAUUAUUAAAUGGCCUAAAUGUAUAUAACAAUAAACUAUUUUGAUAAAUGAAAAUAAACAUUUAUUAAAAGAUGAAUUAAAAGAAAUUAUGAAAAAUAAAUGCUUUUAAAAGUUUUAUACAGAAAUGAUAGAAGCUAAUGAAACAAAUGAAUUGAGAAAAGAAAUCUUAGAAAAUUUAAAUGAUAUUUUUAAUUAUAUGCAAACUAUAUAAUGA
This is a messenger RNA of Paramecium sonneborni, 1866 nucleotides long. Lineage: Eukaryota; Ciliophora; Oligohymenophorea; Peniculida; Parameciidae. The record is from the annotation of a GenBank genome assembly.